Messenger RNA from Rotaria sordida, 1392 nucleotides. The record is from the annotation of a GenBank genome assembly. Lineage: Eukaryota; Metazoa; Rotifera; Eurotatoria; Philodinida; Philodinidae.
AUGGGUGACUACUCGAAAGCACUUGAAUUUUGCGAAAAAGCACUUAAAAUCUGCGAAAAAGCUCUGUCUUCGAAUCAUCCCUUAUUAGCUACUUCCUACAACAACAUCGGUAGAGUGUAUGACCACAUGGGUGACUACUCGAAAGCACUUGAAUUUUACGAAAAAUCACAUAAAAUCUUCGAAAAAGCUCUGCCUUCGAAUCAUCCCGAUUUGGCUAGUUCCUACAACAACAUCGGUGAAGUGUAUAAGAACAUGGGUGACUACUCGGAAGCACUUGAAUUUUACGAAAAAGCACUUCAAAUAAAAGAAAAAGCUCUGCCUCCGAAUCAUCCCGAUUUGACUACCACCUACAAUAACAUCAGUCAAGUGUAUAACAACAUGGGUGACUACUCGAAAGCACUUGAAUUUUGCGAAAAAGCACUUAAAAUCUGCGAAAAAGCUCUGCCUCCGAAUCAUCACGAUUUGGCUACCACCUACAAUAACAUCAGUCAAGUGUAUGACAACAUGGGUGACUACUCGAAAGCACUUGAAUUUUACAAAAAAGCACUUAAAAUAAAAGAACCAGCUCUGCCUCCGAAUCAUCCCUUAUUAGCUACUUCCUACAACAACAUCGGUAGAGUGUAUGACAACAUGGGUGACUACUCGAAAGCACUUGAAUUUCACGAAAAAGCACUUAAAAUCUGCGAAAAAGCUCUGCCUCCGAAUCAUCCCGAUUUGGCUACUUCCUACAACAACAUCGGUCUCGUGUAUAACAACAUGGGUGACUUCACAAAAGCACUUGAAUUUUACAAAAAAGCACUUAAAAUAAAAGAAACAGCUCUGCCUCCGAAUCAUCCCGAUUUGGCUACUUCCUACAACAACAUCGGUAGAGUGUAUGACAACAUGGGUGACUACUCGAGAGCACUUGAAUUUCACGAAAAAGCACUUAAAAUCUGCGAAAAAGCUCUGCCUCCGAAUCAUCCCUCAUUGGCUACUUCUUACAACAACAUCGGUUUGGUGUAUGACAACAUGGGUAACUACUCGAAAGCACUUGAAUUUUACGAAAAAUCACAUAAAAUAAGAGAAAAAGCUCUGCCUCCAAAUCAUCCCGAUUUGGCUCAAUCCUACAACAACAUCGGUGCAGUGUAUUACCACAUGGGUGACUACUCGAAAGCACUUGAAUUUUACGAAAAAGCACUUAAAAUCUACGAAAAAGCUCUGCCUCCGAAUCAUCCCUUAUUAGCUACUUCCUACAACAAUAUCGGUUUGGUGUAUGACAACAUGGGUAACUACUCAAAAGCACUCUCAUUCUUAGAAAAGGCACUUUCUAUCUGGCAAAAAUCACUCCCACCUAAUCAUCCUAAUAUUAAAACAGUCACAAACUCAAUUGACAAUGUAAAAAAGAAAAUGUAA